This is a messenger RNA of Medioppia subpectinata, 744 nucleotides long. The record is from the annotation of a GenBank genome assembly. NCBI's taxonomy places the organism in Eukaryota, Metazoa, Arthropoda, Arachnida, Sarcoptiformes, Oppiidae.
AUGACACCAUUGACUGAUCUGACUGUGGCGGAGGGCUCUCCGGCCCGGUUUGUGACCGCACUGUCGGGCUCUCCCACACCGAAGAUCAGUUGGUAUCGCGACGGGCACUUCGUUGAGGCCACCCGCGAUUUUCAGAUGUCUCAGGACUCGGCCUCGUGUUCGCUUGUCAUACGACAAACCUAUGCUGAGGACGAAGGCCUCUACGAGUGCGUGGCGUCGACUCCCGUCGGACAAAACCGGACGUCCGCUCGACUCUCCGUUGAAAAAGUAAAAACUUCGGCCGUAAAGCAGUUGUCAGGAGAAGAAACAGAGAUUCAGGAAUUGGAUGAAUGGGAGGUAUUGGACAACAAGGAGGAGAGGGCACCGGAAUUCAAAGUGCCGAUCAAAGGGUCGUCGGUUGCCAUCGGAGACAACGCUGUGUUUGAAUGCUGUGUCGACGGAACGCCAAAACCGGAGAUCUAUUGGUUUUGCGGCAAUCGAAAGGUCCGUUCGUCACGUUUUAUCCGCAUUUCCAGAGACAAAGAGGUGUCGAAACUGGAGAUAAUGAACGUAAAGCCUUACGACACCGGAAAGUAUACCGUCAGAGCUAUCAAUAAAGCGGGCGUUAAGUCAUCCUCAGCCACACUCACUGUCAAAGACAUCAAAUGGUUUCAUAACAACAGAAGAAUCAAAGAAUCGAAAAACUUUGUCAUAGAAUAUGAGCCGCAAUCGGGUUUAGCGAGUCUUACCAUUAAAGAGAUCUUU